GGGGUGCACUGCAGCACCAAAUGUGGGGGUUGCAUUGCAGCUGGCGCUGCACGCUGCUGGAGCAUCCCAUGCAAACAUCUGUGCAGCUUUAGGGUUCCCUAUGGGGCGGCUCCUGUGGGUCUUAUGGACGGAUCCAUCAGUGGGGUUGGUGCCCUCACCUCCCUAUGGGCUCCAUGUGUGUGCAAUGCACUUUGCUGUGUGGGCCGUGCCGCUGUGGGGUGCCCCAUCCUGCACCAGCAAAGGGUUAAGCAGGAGGAAUUGCAGCUCUGUCAUCAUCGGGGGCAGUGGAACUGGAAAGGUGAGGCAGGAAGGGAACGCCCAGGCGAGGCCGGGCUGCACUGCUCUGCAUUACACUGCACUGCACGGAGCUGCACAUGGUGCCUGCAGCCCCACACGGCCCACACGGCGGUGCCGCUCCGCAGAGCGCUGAGUCACUCGUGUCCGGUGCAGGAGCCGCUUCGUUCGGGGUCGUUGAGUUGUGAAGGAGCCCCGAGCCCGAGCUCUCCCACGCCGAUGCCAUGGAGGGGGCUCUUCCCACGCUCCCCCCAGAGCUGACGACGCCGGGGCUGAAGAAGGCUCACCCCAACGCCCCCCAUGAAGCAGCCAACACGGCCGUCAUCGCAGUGGUCAUCACUCUGGUGUUCCUCACCCUGCUGACGGUGCUGGUGGUCAUCAUCAUCUACCUGUACAGAAACAAGGGCAGCUACCUCACCUACGAGCAGCCGGCGGCCGAUGCGGACACGGCCGUGCAGAUGGAAGAGGAUCCAUCCAAAGAGAAAGAGGAAUAUUUCAUAUAGGGCCCGACCCGAGCCGCCCCGGGUCCCACCUGCAGCUGCUUUUCUUGCCUUGUUGUCUGUAAUUGAUGAAUUAAAGCAGAGGGAGGUGAAUGAAGCCGCAGCUCCGCACCCAUCCCCUCCCUUUGGGUGUUUCAAUACAACCCGGUGACCAAC
Molecule: messenger RNA, 950 nt
Organism: Coturnix japonica (Japanese quail)
Lineage: Eukaryota; Metazoa; Chordata; Aves; Galliformes; Phasianidae
Gene: SMAGP
Product: small cell adhesion glycoprotein
Source: RefSeq, a predicted model, not a curated record